Messenger RNA from Penicillium manginii, 1068 nucleotides. RefSeq lists its product as uncharacterized. The record is from RefSeq and is a predicted model, not a curated record. The transcript has a single exon. Bases 1 to 1068 code for a protein of 355 amino acids. Lineage: Eukaryota; Fungi; Ascomycota; Eurotiomycetes; Eurotiales; Aspergillaceae.
AUGAUAUAUCACGUGGAGGAUCACCCUAAGAUCAAAAGAAUCUUGGGAAGGGCAUUCAUCGUAGAAGAACUGAACUCUACCACGUGCUUUAUCGAAAGUCUGAAGGAGCGGCCAAAUGGAAGAAGGCCCCCAAGUGCUACUAUAAAAUAUCGCCUCAAACAAAAUGCAUUCUAUGAGACCGAUUCAAAGAUCGCAGCCAAAAUCAACAUUGAAGUGAAAAACUUUGUGGACGUUGUAUGGGACAAUGCGGAGCCCGUGGGAAAACCACGUAAUUCAGAUCACGAAGGCUCAUUCCGACGUCUUGAUUCGGUUUUGAAAAGCCUUGCUUUGGAUUCAUAUAAGCUGCGAGAACAAGAGUCCUGCAAAGAAGCCAAGAGAAAUCGGGUUUUCAGGAGCCCCAACGAUGCUGCUUGGUAUUUCGAGAAAUCACUACGGAUCUGGAACCUCGACUACAACCACACCCGGCCAUCAGCGGAACUCUUGAUAAGCUUUUUUCAAUCAAACAACAUUAAUAGUCAAGCUGCGGUGAAAGACUGCGUUUCUGAUUUCUUCAAAGACGCUGGUCGCGACGAAAAUUACUCAGCGGUUGCGCAAUGUUAUGAGGGCAUCGACUUUGAUCAUGGCUUUUAUCUCGUCGACUGCGCGAUAUUCGGGAGGAAGAGUGCGAUUGUUCACUGCUCUACCAAUGAAUCGAUCACGCCUAACGAGAAGCUUCGAGCAAUAAUGAGCGCUUUUCUAUGGAUGAGAAUUCUUUAUCCACGGCGGGAAUGGCAAAGCAGGCUUCUCAAAUUUCCAUUUGAAGACAAUCUUGAGGAACAUCUUCACGGGUUAGUGGAUAUUAAGCAGCAGGAGGCAUUGAGGGAUGAUUGCGAGUUGGCCGACGAAGAUCAGACCCAUAUUGAUUGGCUGUGGAGCUGGUUGAGUCAACAUGAUCAACGACCAAUCAAAUUGGCCUUUUUGAUGGCGAAAAAUCGCAUGGCAAGAGACGUGCUUAAUGAGAUGGAGGUGGUUCAUCGUUUUAUUGAAGAAAUCACGGACUACGCUCAGUUGGCUCGCCGAUCAUAUUGA